Neoarius graeffei (lesser salmon catfish) is the source of this 2486-nucleotide messenger RNA. RefSeq lists its product as uncharacterized. Lineage: Eukaryota; Metazoa; Chordata; Actinopteri; Siluriformes; Ariidae. The record is from RefSeq and is a predicted model, not a curated record. Gene Ontology annotation, cellular component: spindle microtubule; nucleus. Bases 1 to 2442 code for a protein of 813 amino acids. Gene Ontology annotation, biological process: microtubule-based movement; mitotic spindle assembly. Gene Ontology annotation, molecular function: plus-end-directed microtubule motor activity; microtubule binding; ATP binding. The transcript has 18 exons.
AUGGCAGCAACUAUUGACCUGACACAUGAAGGUACAGUUUUGGUGGCUAUGGAGUCAACAGCAUGUGAUCCUCAUCACACUGUGUUCCCAGAACUUUCUGGCUUUUCUUCCAUCACUUCACAGAAUGAGUCUGUAGAUGGAUGUGAACAGCAGCUUCGAGUUUUCCUCAGAGUUCGUCCUUUCAGUAAGGAGGAGCUUAACAACAAAGAAGAUCAGGGUUGUAUAGUGUUUGAGAAUGAAGAAACUGCUAUACUUCAUGCCCCUAAAGGCUCAGCAACUAUGAAGUGCAGUGAAAAAGGUAUUGGGCAGCAGGUGCACAAAUUCAGCUUCACUAAGAUUUUUGGACCAGAGUCCACUCAGGCAGAGUUCUUUGAUGGAACGAUCAGAUCGCAAGUUCAGGACUUUUUGCAUGGCAAAAAUGCACUGGUAUUCAGCUAUGGAGUAACCAAUGCUGGGAAGACGUAUACCAUGCAAGGCUCUUCAAAAGACCCUGGUAUUUUGCCACGUGCCCUUGACAUGGUGUUCAGAUGCCUCAAUGGACGGCUGUAUGAACAAAUGGACCUGAAGCCAUACCUGAACUUGGAUGUACAAAAACUGGACUCCGAUCAGGUCCGAAUGGAGAAAUCUGCCAAGACUGCACUCUUCAAUAUGCUGAAAGAGGACUCUGAGUCCACCAGAACCAUCAGGAGGCGGAGCUCCUCCUCUUCUGUCAACAGUCUCUCUUUCUCUGGAGUCUCUUAUGAUCAGACAGUGGACAGUGCAGAGGGUGCUGUUGAUGUACAGUGUGUCUACUCACUAUGGGUUGCUUACUAUGAGAUCUACAAUGAGCAAGUGUAUGACCUGCUGCAGCCUGUGCUCUCCAACAAGACAAAGAGACGUGCUGCGCUGCGUUUGUGCGAGGACAGUGCUGGAAAUUCUUACGUUAGAGAUCUGAGGUGGGUUAAUAUACAAAGUGUAGAAGAGGCAGCUAAAGUUCUACGUGUAGGGAACAAGAAUCGCAGUGCUGCCGCCACCAAAAUGAACCAGUCUUCUAGUAGAAGCCACAGCAUCUUUUCAAUCAAGUUGAUUAGCAUUGAUGAAGCUGAUGUCCACGGAAUAUCAGAGUUUUCUCUGUGUGACCUAGCUGGUUCAGAGAGAUGCAACAAGGCAAAAACGUUUGGUGAGCGCCUGAAGGAGGCUGGAAACAUCAACAAUUCCCUGCUGAUUCUAGGAAAGUGCAUUGCAGGGCUCCGCAACAACCAAGGUGACAGGGCAAAGAACAACUACAUUCCAUUUCGUGAAAGCAAGCUGACCCGCCUCUUCCAGGGGGUGUUUUGUGGUCGUGGUAGAGCCUCCAUGAUUGUGAACAUCAAUCAGUGUGCUUCAACUUAUGAUGAGACUCUCCAUGUCAUGAAAUUCUCUGCUGUGGCCAAAGAGGUGGUUCAGGUGAUCCAACCUCGCUCGCUUGAGGUUCUAACGCCACGCCUGAUUGGCCGAGAUGGGAAGCCUUUGCUAAACAAUGAGGUGCUUGAUGGCCAGGUGGUAAAUGACUACUUGACCGAGGAGGAGCUCUUGGAUGGUGGUGAUGAGGCAGAUGUGUCAAUAUUACCCCAGGAGGAACUGUUGAAUUUGGUGGAGGGUCUUCGGACAAAGCUGUUGGCUGAGCGCAAGAAAAAUCUUCUGCAGGAGAUUCAGAUCCGCAGAGAGAUGGGUGAUGCCAUGAUGCAGCAAAUCAUGGAGAUUGAAGAACUUCACAGUCGUCAGAUGGCAGAUCUGAAGGAGGGUUACGAGGAGAAAAUGGACAACACGUUUGAGAUGUAUAAAGAAGCACUGAAGGAGCAUGCCUACCAGUGUGCCUUGGAGCGUCUAGAAGAAGAAUACGUCCCUCUAGAGGAAUUCACCGCUGAGCAGGACCGGGCCAAGGAGCUUGAGAGGCGUGUGAAUGAAUUGGAACAGAAGCAGCAUGGUUCUGUGUUGGUUCCUCAGCAGGAAAACUCAACACAAACUGAUCUGAUGCAAUCAAGCACAGAGGAGACUGAUUCUGAGCGGUUCAAGCUUCUAUACAAGGAGAAAUGUGCUGUCGAGCAGGUGUGCGCAGAAAAACAAGAGUUGAUUGUAUCGCUUGAGAAACGGAUCAAUGAGUUGAAUGAAACUCUACAGGAAGCUGGAGAUACCUACAUGGAAAAACUUGCUGAAGUUCAAAAUUUACAGAAUAGGCUCAAAUAUCAGGAGCGAGAAACUGAGCAUCUACAGAAUGAGCUCACUGAAAGAGAGCUGGAGCUGCAAGGUGUGAAGGAGGAUUUGGUGAAGCUAACCCAUGACUCUAUAGGACGAUCUCGCCAGAAGCGGGGACUGCUGGUGAACAUCAAAGAAUCCAUAUCCUCGCCAUCCUCAGGAAAUCUCUGUCGCACCAUUAGAAAAUCAGUCCGCACUACGGCGUCCUUGAGGAAAAAGCCUAAUUGAUCAAGUGUACUAUAUGUAUGGUUAAGUAGGUGUUGACUUUUAUU